Messenger RNA from Aureobasidium melanogenum CBS 110374, 1974 nucleotides. RefSeq lists its product as uncharacterized. Lineage: Eukaryota; Fungi; Ascomycota; Dothideomycetes; Dothideales; Saccotheciaceae. The record is from RefSeq and is a predicted model, not a curated record. Gene Ontology annotation, molecular function: ubiquitin binding. The transcript has a single exon. Bases 1 to 1974 code for a protein of 657 amino acids.
AUGAAUCUGCCAUCACUUGCUUCAUAUCCUCCAGCGAAAGUUCGCAAGGACUUAGGACCAAGUGAAUGGGAAGCAUGUCUUGACGCAUGGCUGUCACUUUCAGCCCUUUAUCUGCGUCUCGGAAAGCAGGACUUCGAAAACGCAGCCCGAAACGAGCAAUCUUUGAUUCCCUUUCUUACAUCUUAUUACCAAGUUACAGCUCAAGAACGCCAGCAGCAUGGACAAAGUCAGGGCAAGGAGCACAACCUACGGAGGGCAUGUUUCAUUCUUACUCACAGAAUCCUCUUGACCACUUCCUCUCCUCCGACUCCCCUGCUGCAAUGGGAAUUUCUCUCCGAUUUCAGUCAUGUCUACAUGAAGACCCAAAGCCUGGACUUAUUGUUACAGAAGCUCUGGCAAGCUAGGCACUCUGAUCUUGAUCGUUCUUUACAAAGCUUCCUGUCAUCGACGAUCAAGCAACUUGAAUCAUCGAAGCCUGAUGUAGCUGAGAUCAAUGUGAAGCGCAUUGUUCCUCUCCUUUUCUCUUCUAAUGAGGCUGGUGCAAUCGUUCUGACCAGUUCCGAGCUUGUAGACGCCAUGUCAUCGGCGUAUCAGCGCAGCUCGCCUGAAUUACGGAAGUCACUUGUCUCGGUCUUGUAUCAUGGUCUCCUGUCUUUGACCAAAGGCGACAAGCCCAAUUACUCUCUGCUGUUCGACCAUCUCUACGGCCUGAAGAAUCAAGCUGGUAGUUCGCAAGCAUCGAUCUUGGCAGAUCUGGUAACCAACACUUCUUUGCUAUCCAAGCUGAGAACAGCUGUCGCUGGAAAGAAUGCAGAGCGAGCACAAAACCUAGCAAACACCCUUUCUUCGUUCGUCUCGGCUUCAAUUGCAAGGCCCAAGAAAGUGCGCAAGGUUAAUAAGGGGAAAGGAAAGGCAACAGCAGAAGAGUUUGGGCAUGGUGCUUUCUCGGGCGAGCACCACAUUCAUCGUAUGAGCCUCAUAUCGCAGAUUCAGGAUCUGUUCCCGGACCUCGGCUCAGGAUUCAUUGUCAGAUUACUGGACGAGUACCAUGAGGACGUGGAGCAAGUGACUGCCCAUCUUCUAGAUGACUCGCUACCAAAUCAUCUACUAUCACUCGAUCGAACUGAAGAGCUGUCUACAUCGAAGGCAAGCGCUCAGCAUAUAGAGCAGCAAAAGGUCGAACAGCUGGCACCGCGCAGCACACCGCCUCCACAGCGUCGUAAUGUCUUUGAUGAUGAUGAAUUUGACAGACUUGAGGUGGAUGCUUCACGCCUACAUCUUGGCAGGAAGAACGCAAAACUUACAGCGGAUUCUCUUUUGGAGGACAGAAGCUCUGCGCCUGCCAAGAGCGCCAUUCUUUCAGCUUUGGCUGCAUUCGACUCGGACGAUGAUGAACGUGAUGAUACUUAUGACGAAGCUGACGUGGGAGGCUAUGUUGAUGCAGCCAGACCAGAUGGUGAAGAAUCAAGAGACACCGAUACAGGAAACCAGGGAGAGAAUGAAGAAGCACUGUUCCGUGCCUGGCGCAUGGAUCGAGGAGUCUUUGAGCGGUCAUCAGAAGUUCGUCGCAGCCCAGCUCGUGCGGCUCUCAAGAAUGAGACAGGAAUGCAGGAUGAGGCCAUUGAAGGCUGGGCAGUCAUGCUUGGCCGCGACCCCAGACGACUUAAGCGACUCGAGGCAAGAUACUCUGCUUUCAGUGGCGCACAACCGGAGUUGGAGAGGACCGCUUACAGAGACAGCGAAGCCACGGAAGACUCAGAUAACGGUUCUGGAGGAAGAGGCGGAAGAGGAGGCGGACGUGGAAGGGGUCGUGGUGGACGCGGGCGUGGUAGGGGCGGUCGAGGUGGUGGUAAUCCGGCCGGCCCUCCUAGCGAAAGCAAUACUCAGGCUGCUAGACAACGAAAGGAGACACGCGGAUCAAAUCGUAGGGAAGGGAGAGCAAGAAAAAUGGCCAGAGCUGGCUUCCCUGGUUGA